Messenger RNA from Loxodonta africana (African savanna elephant), 11277 nucleotides. It is a transcript of the gene ZBED8, whose product is annotated as family with sequence similarity 200 member C. NCBI's taxonomy places the organism in Eukaryota, Metazoa, Chordata, Mammalia, Proboscidea, Elephantidae. The record is from RefSeq and is a predicted model, not a curated record. The transcript has 2 exons. The coding region runs from base 2543 to 4327 and encodes 594 amino acids.
AGUAAACAGGCUAAAGAAGCCCAAAAGUCUUAACAAAGUGCCAGGUCAUACUGACAACACCUGCCCCUUUCUAGUAUUUUUACAUCCCUUGUUUCUGGACUGUGGAGACCUAGUGGUGCAAUGAUUGGUGGCUUGAACCCACCAGCCACUCUUCUGGAGAAAGAUGUGGCAGUCUGCUUCAGUGAAGAUAACAGUCUUGGAAACCCUAUGGGGCAGUUCUACUGUGUUCUAUAGGAUCACCAUGAGUCAGAAUCAACUGGACAGCAACAGGUCAAUGGUUUGGUUUCUGGACCAGGGCAGCUGAUCUUUUACAAUCUUUCACUGACAGAAACUUUAAGCAGGACUUCAAUCUUUACAGUCGGCAGUUCGAAUCUGCCAGGCGCUCCUUGGAAACUCUAUUGGGCAGUUCUGCUCUGUUCUAUAGGGUCGCUAUGAGUCCAAAUUGACUCGACGGCACUGGGUUUGGUUUUGGCUUUGGGUCAAUCUUUACAAGUUUACAUGUGAAAAUGAUGCAUCUGUCCCAGAUCCUUGUCUUCCAGCCCCUAUAGUGGCAGUCUUGAGGGAUGCAAGGUUUGACUAUACAAAAUGGAUAAACUGCUAUUCAUUAAGUCUACAGGAAUUCUGGAAGGAAAUACCCCAGAAAUAGAAAUGAGGGGUGUUUGGGUUUGUUUCUUUCAAAAAUCUUAUUUUUUAGUUUGUACUCUGAGAUUUUUCUUUAAAACCUAUCUAAUAUGGGUUUAUUUCUUUAAAGUAAAAUUACUAUUUUCCCCAAGAUGGAUGACAAUUCUUAGGAAAUUCAUCUACAGGCUCUGAUUUAUGGGAAAGCGCAAGGGCACCUGGGUGGGCAGGGGAGCAACAAGCUCUGGAAGCCCGUCAUCCAUUGUGAUUUCCAGUGCUCUGAAUGUUAAAGAGUAAAACUAUGUGGACUUCACAGUGCCUUCCAUUUCUGAGAUUUUAUGAUUCACUCUGCCUGGCAGACACAAUCAACUGAAAAAAAUCCUCAGGUCCAUGUACUCAACCUAAAAAAAUUGGAGAGGGUCAGUACGCAUGCUCCAUACUCAAGCCAACUGGUCCCUAAACCCUUUGCUAAUACGCCUGCGCGCGGGGAGAGGCCUCGCCUUGUCUGCGAGCGGGAAGCAACCGGGAAAACCCGGAUGCAGGCCCCAGCGGGCUGAGGCGGAGGCAGCUGCGAGUGUUUCUGUGUGUGGCCGCGCUCCUCACAGAUUCCUACUUGGGGGUCGGACCUGAGAACCGCGACCUUCCCUGGUUCUAAUGAGCUAGGGGCUGGGCCCCAGGCCGAGCGGAGAGCGGAAUUGGAGCCCGAAACUGGCCUCCCUGACUUGAUUCCCGCGCCUCAGGCUCCGAGAUGGGUGGGUCGGGUCGCGACUGAACGGAGCUCUUCUUUCCUGGCCGCAGGCGCUUGUAGCUAGUCCCGGCCUGCUCUAAAUGUUCGGCGUCCUUAGUAAUAUUAACACCUACAGCUCCUACGAGUUAAAAGCUGCGUGUUCUUUAAAUGCAUUCUAAUACUUUAGACCCCACAACAACCCUAUAAGGUAGGUACUAUUAUCUGCAUUUGAGGAAUUGAGGUUUCUCAGCCCUUAAGUGACAAAGCCAAGAUCCCAGCUGCUUCUGGAGCGCAAGUUCAGCUACAUUCCUGUCCCAUUUUUUCCUAGUUAACCGAUUUUAAUGUAAAACGUAAUAACUUAAUCCUCCACCGCGCCAAACACCCGCACAUACCAUGUACUUGAAUAGGCAGGGACUAGCUAUAUGUCGAAUUGUAUUUGGUACGGAGUUUUAGGUUUACAGCUGCACUUUGGUGUUGUCACUGUUAAAAUACAUGUUUUAACAUGCUCUAAAUAUUCCUGUUAUGUGAAUGUUCACUUUUAACUGACUGAUUCUUCUCUUAAUUGUGGUACUUUUUCAUAUCUACCCUUGCUUCAUGAACCCGCAGUCAUUUUACUUUGUUAUAUCAGAUCUUUCAUUUCAGCGACUUAACAUCUCUCUCAAAAGAUUGAAAAGAACCAUUUGGAAACAGAUUAUUUCCAGCUUAAUGAGAUAAUGCUUUUUAUUUAUUUUACUUUUUACUAUGGAAGUUUUCCGACAUACAUAAAAAUAGUGGAAAUGGUGUAAUGUAUCGACGGCUUUUUAUACCUAUGAUCCAGCUUCAACAGCAACAGUUAAGCAACUCAAGACUAAUUGUAUUUCAUCUAUCUCCACCCCACUUUGUGUGUGUGUGCUGAAGUGUGACAUUUCAGAGGAAAUUCUAGACAUCUUAUUUCACUUAUAGUUAAGUCAGACUCUCUAACAGUUAAGGACCUUUUUUUUUCCAACACAACCACAGUGCCAUCAUCACACCUGUCUGUAUUAACAGUUCCUUAACAUGUUGAUGCUUUUUUUAAUGUUUACAUUUUUUAGGAUAUUGUGAUUGCUAAAUACCACAGAGGAACAUGUGAAAGUUAUGAGGUUCUAAAGCACAAGAAAGCCUACUGUGCGCAAAAUUCUGCAGCAUCUCUGGAGUUACACCUGAGAAUUUUUGUAUGCCAUGUCGAAGAAACGCAAAUGGGAUGAUGAUUAUGUUCGUUACUGGUUCACCUGUAUGACAGAGGUUGAUGGAACUCAACGCCCACAGUGUGUUUUGUGUAACUCAGUAUUUUCAAAUGCUGAUCUCAGACCAUCAAAACUGUCUGACCAUUUUAAUAGACAGCAUGGUGGUAUAGCAGGGCAUGAUCUCAAUAGCCUGAAGCAUAUGCCAGCACCAUCUGAUCGGAGUGAAACCUUGAAAGCACUUGGAGUUGCAUCUCAAGAGGAUGCUUUAUUACAAGCCUCAUACCAGUUUGCAUAUUUAUGUGCCAAGGAAAAGAAUCCUCAUACAAUAGCUGAAAAAUUAGUGAAACCUUGUGCAUUGGAAAUAGCACAAAUAGUUCUGGGACCAGAUGCACAAAAGAAGCUUCAGCAGGUUCCCUUAUCAGAUGAUGUGAUCCAUUCUAGAAUUGAUGAGAUGAGCCAGGAUAUCUUACAACAAGUUCUGGAAGAUAUCAAAGCCAGUCCUCUUAAAGUGGGUAUUCAGCUUGCUGAGACAACUGACAUGAAUGACUGCAGUCAGCUAAUGGCAUUUGCGCGAUAUAUAAAAGAAAAAGAGAUCAUAGAAGAAUUCCUAUUCUGUGAACCAUUGCAUUUAACCAUGAAAGGAAUAGAUGUGUUCAAUCUCUUCAAAGACUUCUUUUCGAAACAUAAGAUACCACUUGACGUAUGUGGCUCCAUUUGUACUGAUGGUGCCUCUUCUAUGCUAGGAGAAAAUUCAGAAUUUGUUGCCUGUGUGAAGAGAGAUGUACCUCAUAUCGUGAUCACACAUUGUAUGUUGAACCCUCAUGCACUUGUCACAAAGACAUUGCCAUCAAAACUGAGGGAUGCUCUGUUUACUGUGGUGAGGGUAAUAAAUUUCAUCAAAGGACGAGCUCCAAAUCAUCGCCUCUUUCAGGCUUUUUUUGAAGAAAUUGGUAUAGAGUACGGUGUCCUCCUUUUCCAUACUGAAAUGAGGUGGCUUUCCCGAGGCCAGAUACUUACUCAUAUUUUUGAAAUGUAUGAAGAAAUAAAUCAGUUUCUUCACCACCAAAGCAGUAAUUUAGUUGAUGGCUUUGAAAAUAAAGAGUUUAAAAUUCACCUAGCGUACCUUGCAGAUUUAUUCAAACACCUAAAUGAACUUGGCGCAUCUAUGCAAAGGACUGGGAUGAACACAGUAUCAGCUAGAGAGAAGUUAUCUGCUUUUGUUAGGAAGUUUCCAUUUUGGCUAAAGCGAAUUGAGAAGAGAAAUUUUACCAACUUUCCUUUUCUUGAAGACGUAGUUGUUUCAGAUAAUGAAGGAACACACAUUGCAACCGAAAUAACACUGCAUCUGCAACAGUUGAGCAGCUUCUUUCAUGGAUAUUUUUCUGUUGGAGAUCUUGAUGAGGCAAGUAAAUGGAUACUAGAUCCAUUUCUUUUUAAUUUGGAUUUUGUCACCGAUAGUUAUUUAAUGAAAAAUGAUCUUGCUGAAUUACGAGCUAGUGGCCAAAUCCUGAUGGAAUUUGAGACGAUGAAGCUUGAGGAUUUCUGGUGUGCUCAAAUCGCAGUGUUUCCAAACCUGGCAAAGACGGCUCUAGAAAUCCUUAUGCCGUUUGCAACUACAUACCUUUGUGAGUUGGGAUUUUCAUCACUUUUACAUUUUAAAGCAAAAUCUAGAAGCUGCUCUCAUAUGAGUGAUGACAUUCGUGUGGCUAUUUCAAAAAAAGUUCCUCGUUUUCCAGAUAUCAUUGAACGAAAGCUGCAGCUACAGCAGAAGUCACUGUAAGCUGAUACACUUUUAUGUAUGAUUUUUAGUGAAUUCUUAAUGUCAUAAAAUUAAGCUGUAAUCAUAGCUCUUAUAUUUAUGAUAUAUCAAAUCCUAAAUUUGAAAAAUUAAGCAACUUCAACUUUUAAUGAGGCAUAUAAAAAUGUUUUGAGAGUACGAGGAACACAAGCAGCAGAAAAGAUUAAAUACCAAAAAAAAUACAUAGGAUUUUUCUAAUUCUGAGUAUCUAUCUAACCUAUUGAUGUGAUACAUAAAGAAGACGGCAAAGUACCAGAAUAUCCAGCUAAAUAGUAUAGUAGGCUAGGAAUUGAGCCAAGAGAAAACCUCCCAGAAUAAGCAUCUUCAAGUUGAGCGUAAAAGUCAAAGGGCAAAAUGACAGACAGUCCUCCCAUUUAUGUCAGGGUUGUUAUAGGGAGGUUAAUGAAAUCAGAAGAGCAUUGUGGAAAUACAGUGGGAAAAUGGAUGAUUCUAGCUUAUGUAAGAUUUAUUAUUUUAAUGUGAAGUUUCCUGGGUGGAGCAAGCACUUUGCACUCGACUGCUAACCUAAAAAUUGGUCGUUUGAACCCACCCAGCAGUACUGCGUAAGAUAGGCCUGCAGAUCUGCUCCUGUUAAGAUUACAGCCAAGAAAACCCUGUGGAGCAGUCCAACUCUGUAACACCUGGGGUCACCAUGAGACGGAACCGACUCAACAGCAUCUGACAACAACAUUUUUUAAUGUACUCUUUGGAAUUGGUCUCACAGUCUCCAUUUCCCUAGCACCUAUGGUCUAAAUACCUUGACAUUAAUAAAUAUCCUAAUAUUCUAUUAGUCACUUCUUCUUUAAUUACUUCAGGACUUUUCUGGCAUCAAGGCUGCUGAAAAAGAGAUUCCAGAGCCUGUCCCUAGAGAUUCUGAUUUAGCAGGUCUGAGAUAAGGUCAGGGGUCUUCAUUCUUAACCAGUAUCCCGAGUAUUUCUAAUGGAUUCCUUGGUCAUCUGCCUGAUUUUAUUUUUUCUGCACUAAUUUGCCAUUUACCUCAAUUUCCUCACUUAUUUCAUAUCUUACAUGUGUUUUUCUAAGACACUUCAAAACUUUUGGAAGGACCAUAGUAAAAAUUAGGGGGGAAAAAAUCAUAAGUAAAUUGACCUGAAAUUACUGGAGUAAUUCAAGGUCAUCAAAAAAGCCCUCAAGAGACUCUAAAUUAAAACUUUUUUUUCUGGAUGAUAAUUUGAUAAAAUAUAUUUUAAUUAAAAUUUUCGUUUUUAUUUCAAAAAUUUAAUAUCUUAUCAAAGUACUACAUGCUCAUGGCUAAAAAAAAAUAGUAUGAAGAGUCCUAUAAUGAAAAGCAACAGUCCCCUUUCUUCUCAAUUACUCAUUUCUAUUUAAAUUUCUUGUGAUUUCCACCCAUAUAUCUAAAUAUCUUCAUACAAAGUACAUAUGCCAGUCUCGGUUUAUCAGCUUUUCGUUGCACGCUUACUUCUCUUGGUAGUAGAUAAGGAUUUAUCUAUAACAUCCAUUUCCUUUCCUAUUACUCCUUCUAAUUCUUUAUUAUACUAGCACUCAUUUUAGUUCCUCUAUUGAUUUUUCAUAGUGCUUUGACUGAAGAUUUCUCCCUGUAGAAAUUUAUCGCAUGGAAAAAAUCAGGGGUAUUCACAGAGUUUUAUUUGGAAGAUGGGUAAUUAUAGCAUUUUUAUAAUGGUGAAGGGGAAUGAAGCCUGAAUGCUAAGUUUAAAUACCACUUGAGUACUGCAAAUUGAAGUUUUAUGUUUUCUACAUAAAACUCAGCUUUGUCACUAUUCCAUUAAAAUCCUUUUAUUAGUGAAUAUAAAUACAUGCUUUUUCAUUUUAAAAAGCAGUUACAGAAUUUAAGUACUUAUUUUUCCUAUUAUGAUCUGACAUCAAGAACGGUGGCGGAAAUUCCCAAAACUGCUUUAAGAAUAAAUCUGGAUAUGUGUAAAGUUUAGUUUGUUUGCGGAUAUAAAGAUAGAAAGGAAGUAGGGAUAGGAACAAGGGCACAGAUGGAGCUGGAUACCUACUAAUACAAUAGCAGGGCUAGUAUGUAAUGCCAGAAGUAAAUGACCUUUAAGAGCCAAUCUCUCAUUAAGUGUACCAGAGUUCUCUCUUAGACUAAAUUGAUUUAUUUCUGCUCUGAAACAAAACCUCAAAAGACAUUUUUAAAGGAAAUGGCUAACUAGAGUUUUUUAAUUCAUUCCUAAACUCUACAACAGCCUGUCUCCUCUUCCCUCUCCUCCCCUUCCCUGGACAAAUGAAAGAGGCUGCAGUGUUCGCUAAAAUGAAGAAACUUAGAUUCUAUGUGUGUAUGUGAGUUUAAAAAGCCUCCCACAAUGGUCCAUAUAUUGGCACAUGUAAGUCAUAUGUGUUGGUUCCCCCUCCCCCAAGGAGGAGGUGGUGGUUUUAUAUUUUUGCUAUAUAAUUUAAAAAAGAAAAAACUGUUGUCAUGGAGUUGAUUGUGACUCAUUGUGACCCCACAUGUUUUGUAGCAGAACUGUGCUCCGUAGGGUUUUCAACAGCUGUGAUCUUUUUUGGAAGUAGAUUACCAGGUCUUUCUUCUGAAGCACCUCUGAGUGGAUUCAAGCCGCCAGCCUUUCAUUUAGUAGCCAAGUGCUUAACCAUUUGCACCACCCAGAGACCCCUGCUGUAUCAUUAAGGUCACUGAUAAUUGCAAAAAGGAUUCAAGACGGGAUAAAGACAAUCUUUUUGACCAGCAGAUGGUACUCUGUGCAGGACUGGCUGAAAGCAAACUUACAUUACUGAUUUUGCUGAAUAAUAUCUCAUGUUGAAUAUCUCUCGUAAAGGUAUUGUAGCUGAAAUUAAAAAUGCCUCACCUGAGCCUCUUCUGACUUAAAAUUAGCAGAGAGAACUCUGAUGGAGCCAGUGGCUGCCAGAUUUCAAGAAAUCAUCAGGGGAACAGGAUGGGGAAGAGGAUAUAAACAGCUUUUUCUAAAAACUCACCUGAGCAUGGGGAUUUUUGAUACCUUGUUUGCUUUUCUAAGUCACUAAAAGCAACUUGAAGUAGGUAAAUAAGUCAGCAUUUUCAGACAAUUCAAUGAGAAAACCAAGUAGAUACUCUAUAAUUGGCUGGAUUUUAUGAUAUGGGAGUUACAGCUCAGUAAAAACAAAUAGGCACAUUCUGGAUAUUUAUAGUAAAGAAUUUUAUCAGCACUAAAUUAUAUCAAAAUAUUGUAAUAUCUACUUUUCCAAGCAUUUGGAAAAGUCAAAUUUGAAGUUUUCAAAGUCUACAUUAAUUUGAAGGACUGUCUAAUGUUAUUGUCUAAUUCAGUGUAUUUUGUACAUUAUAUUCUGAGAAUAAAGAGAUACCUGAGAUUAUAUUCCCUCUGUUGUACAGUUUUUCUCUAAAUCUUACUUUAAUACUAAAAUGGAUUCCAGCCCUGGCUCACUAUUUACUAGCUGUGUGAAGUCCAUAGACCUCGACUUAUAGACAUCAAGAGGUCUGGCAAAUGAAUCAUCUCUCAUUUUGCCUUGCUCAUUCAUCAGCAAUGGGUGUGUAGGGAGGGAGGGAUAGAACAGUAUACCAGGUGCCAGGUAAUGUAUUGAUUUAUUUGCCGUAGUAAAAAUAUCACAUCUGGAACAGUAGCUGUAAUUGAAGUAAUCUCCUGAUUAAAUUUACAGUAAUCCACAGAUCUUACCCAGAUCCACUAACCUGCGUGGGACAACAGCUGAAUUUAUGUGAGGAUUACCAUUUUGUUCCUGCUGUCCAUUAUUUAAAUUCACUCAGGAGGUGGUCCAAGAUGAUAGAGUAGUCAGAUGCUUUAUAACAUCCCUCUUAAAGACCCAAGAAAACAUGUUAAUUGGAUAUAGAUGACAACUUUGGAACCCUGAGCAUCAAAGACAAGGCUGAAGCAUCGGACUGAGCAUCAAGUGGAAGAAGAGACAGUAUACAAACAGAAAAGCACCAAAAAAACGCCACUGCUGUCGAGUCAAUUAAUUAUAAUUAAUACAAACAGCAGACGUGGAAAAUUACAGAUCACUGGAACCCUGCUAGCUGAACCUGUGGAGUGUGGGUGUAUGGAGACAAAGCAAGCAGUGCUCCCAGUCAAAACCCCCAACACCUAGUUUAGCCAAGCAGGAACGACUCACGUCCAAAGCCACACAGGAGUGCUUUUCACUCUGUGAAAGUUAACUACACACAUCUCACCCACCACACCCAUCCUAGCUCCCCUUUCUGGAGGCCGGCCCUGUGGGUCCCCCCACCCUCUUUGCCCAUUCCCCCUCCCCUCAUGCAAUCAAAGUCCAGCAAUACCCACCACCGCCACACCUCUUAAGCUGGGAGCCCAUGAACUGGAGUCACCCACCCCUUAGCUCAACCACUCAUGCUGGAGGCCCACAGAUCUGCAGCAUUCCUACUCUUUCCAGCCACCUGUACUGGGGACCUGAGGGCUGCCUCCCACUCCCUCUGGCCACUCGUGCUGAGGGCCUGAGGGUUGGCCAUAGCUCCCACUCCACCCACCCCCCCUAUAUCGCAGACCUGAGGUGGGCGGUGCCUCCCACUCCCUCCAGCCAUGUUUGCCAGAGACCCAAGGACCUGUGGUAGUUCCUAUUCCCUAUAGCUGCCUGCACUGGGGGCCCAAGUACAAGCUGCACAAUCUCCCCUGCAACAUGCCCUAGCGAACAGAAGCGUGUCCCCAACUGGGCACCCAUGGACAGGCAACAUCCCUCCUGCUUCACUCCCUAUGCUCCCCCGCCCCUGCAACUGGAGGCUUGUGUCAGCUCUGAACGCCUGCACUUAGUUUUGCCCACCCAGGAUCAUUGGUGAGAGCUUCUGCACCACCCACCCAGUAACCGACAACCAAGCACCCUGCCCCAACCACUCAGCAGUUAACAGAGUGCACGCACAACACCCAACCCAGGGUGAAUACCCCCUGUGCAUGUGACCAGGUGACCAGCUGGACAGAUAAAUCACCUCACCAGAAAUGCCAGCUACAUCCUCAGCAUCCUGAAAGACCAGCAAACAGAAACCCAUGCUCAUGCACCCAGUAGCUGCACCACCCACCAGGAGACAGGAGGUGAAAGCUUCAGUGUGGCCAGAUUAGUGACCAGAGUAGUACACACACCUAGCCUACUCAAAUAUAUCAAAAUAAAACAAAAGCUCAGGACACAGAAAACAAGCAUACAAUAAAUAAAUAACAAUAACUUCUUGAUGCAUUGGAGAAAACAGACGAUAUCAAAUCGCAUCAAGGAGCAGGACACGAUGGCUCCAGCAAGUAACUAAAAUAAAGAACCAGAAAACCUUCCGGGAGAAGAGAUGACAAUGGAACUCCCUGGUAAAGAAUUCAAAAAACUAAUAUACAGGGUUCUCCCAGACAUCAGGAAAGAGAUCAAGGAAAACAGACAUAACCAAGUAGAACAUGGGCAAGAUCAAGAAAAGCACAGACAAAGCAAUAGAAGAAUUCAGGAAAACAAUAAAAGAACAAAAUGACAAAGUAAACAGAGGAUUAGAAACCAUACAAAAACAGCAAAUAGAAAUCUAAAAGAUUAAAAAUAGACAAUUUCAGAAAUAGACAACUCAACAGAAGGAUAUAGGAACAGAAUUGAAACAAUGGAAGACAGAAUCAUCAGCUUUGAAAACAAAUCCCUUGACACCAAUUUGUUUGAGGAUAAACCAGAAAAAAGAAUGAAGAAAGCCUGAAAAUUAUGUGGGACAUUAUUGAAAAUAAUUUGUGUAUGAUUGAAGUUCCAGAACAGGGGAGGUAGUGGAAAGCACAGAGAGAAUUGCUGAAGAUGUGCUGGAAGAAAACUUACCUGAUAUCAUGAAGGAUGGGAAAAUAUGCAUCCAAGAAGCUCAAUGAGGUCCAUAGAGGAUAGACCCCAAAAGAAAGUCACCAAGACGUAUCUUAGUCAAACUUGCCAAAACCAAAGACAAAGAAUCCUGACAGUAGCUCAGGAAAAACGAAAAGGCACCCACAAAGCAAAAACAGACUAAGCUCUAAUUACUCCACAGAAACCAUGCAAGCAAGAAGGCAGUGGGAUGUCGUCAUUGUUGUUAGGCGCUGUUGAGUUGGUUCUGACUCACAGUAACCCUAUGUAUAACAGAAUGAAACACUGCCAAGUCCUGUACCAUCCUCUUGACUAUUGUUAAGCUUAAGCCCAUUGUUGCAGCCACUAUGUCAGUCAGUCUUGUUGAGGGCCUUCUUUUUUGCUGACCCUCUACCAAGCAUGAUGUCCUACUCCAGGGACUGGUCCCUCCUGAUGACAUGUCCAAAGUAUGUGAGACAAAGUUGCCAUCCUCACUUGUAAGGAGCAUUCUGACUGUACUUCUAAGACAGAUUCGUUCAUUCUUUUGGCAGUGGAAGAGUGGAUUAAAAAACACAACCCAUCAAUAUGCUGUUUAAAAGAUACACACUUUAGACAUAAAUACAUUAAAAAUCAGAGGAUGGAAAAAGGAUAUCAAGUAAACAGUAACCAAAAAAGAGCAGGAGUGGCAAUACUAAUCUCAUAAAAUGGGCCUUAAGGGAAAAUGAACCAUAAAAGACAACAAAGGACAUUAUAUAAUGAUCAAAUGGACAAUCCCCCAAGAAGAUAUAACCUUAAUAAAUAUCUACACACCCAACGACAGGGUUCCAGAGUACAUAAAACAAACUCUAUAACAGCAUUGAAAAAGAUAAAUAGUUCCACAAUAAUAGUAGGAGACUUCAAAACACCAUUUUCUAUAAAGGACUGAAAUCUAGAAAGAAACUCAACAAAGAUACAGAAGAUCAAAGGCCACAGUCAACCAACUUGGCUUCAUAGACAUAUAGAACACCCAACAACAGCAAAAUAUACCUUUUUCAACUCACAUAGGACAUUCUCCAGGAUAGACCACAUUUUAGGCCACAAAGCAACUGUCAAUAAAAUACAAAACAUCAAAAUAAUAUAAAGCAUUCUCUCUGAUCACAACACCAUAAAAAGUAGAAAUCAACAGGAAGAGCAAGGAAAAAAAAAAAAAUCAAAUA